AGUUUGGUGCUUACACUGUUAAAAAAAUGGGCCUAAUUGGAAAUUUAUUUGUUGAAAGUUCUUUUUUUUAGGAGUUGGCUCUUAAUAGUAGUCCAAUAAGUAGUAAGAAUGUCCAUGGAGCUGCUCUGAGUCUGGUAAAGGCUUGCGCUACGAACAGCCUUCGGCUCUAAUCGGAAGUAUUCGGCUAUCUGCCACCAUUUUGUACUGCUUCCUGGACUUCCGGGUUUCUCAGAACUGGGAUCUCUGCUGAAGCCCUAAAGCAGUGGCUUCCCUAAACUCACUUUUUCUGGACUAAAGGUUUACAGAGCAGGAGAUUUUAGUAUGCCUGUUGCGCCUAUAUUUCGUUAGUGUUUAGUUCUGAGUGAGAAGUUUAUUGUAGUUUCAUUUACUUUUUCACCACCACUGCACUCAAGUGGAUACCAUGAAGCUCCGGGUCGUUAACGUUAGUUAUUUAGUUUGCAGGUUUUUUUUGUAACUGGUCUGUCCGUGUGUGUGUGUGUGUGAGUUUGAAAGUACCGGAGUACAAACCGGUUUGUUUCAAUGCUGUUGGAGACCCGAAUCGCUGAAUAGCCGCAGAGCUUUUGUGAGCAGAAACAUAGCUGCUGAGACUGAGGUGAUAGUCACCAUUCUUGGAGAAACAGCAACAUGCCUAUUCCUCCACCACCUCCUCCUGGACCUCCACCUCCCCCUUCCUUCAGCCAGGCAAACACUACCCCUCCCAAGCUGUCACGUGAUGAAGCUAAAGGAAGAGGAGCCCUGUUGUCAGACAUAUGCAAAGGGGCCAAGCUGAAAAAAGUCACAAACGCCAAUGACAGAAGUGCACCUAUUCUUGAGAAACCUGGAGGGGGCGGCGGCGGCGGCAGCAGUAGUGGAGGAGGAAGUGGAGGGGGCUUUGGUGGCAGUUCGGGACCGAUGCCAAUGGGAGGCCUGUUUAGUGGAGGAGUGCCUAAACUUCGUCCAGUGGGAGACGGGACCGCUGGCAGAGCAGCACUGCGGCCUCCAGGGUCACGUCCUGCUUUGCCCCGUCCUACGAGCCAACAACCCAAUGAUGAGCGCUCCUCACCCCCUGAGCAACCUAGGAAUUCCCGCCCAUCCCUACCUGACAUUUCCAAACCGGGCGGCGGCAGCACUCCGAAACCCAACAGCUCUGCCCCUCCUCCCCCUCCGCCUUUCAAUCGACGUGGCAAUAACCCUCCUCCCACCCCCAGUCAGAGCUCUGGCCGCUCUUAUGGGCAAGAGAAGCCCCUCCCACCACCGAGUGUAAACAGAGCCCCUCCUCCCCCAUCACCUGCACGUGAUGUACUGUCAAAACCUUCUUCUCGCUCUUCACCUGUGCUUUCUUCAUCGCUACCACCCCCUCCUCCUUACCGACAGCCCCCUUCAGUGGCUAAUGAUGAUCCACCCCCUGAGUUGCCACAGAGGCGGAACUCGCUUCACAAGAGAACCAAUGGGAAUGCUCGUAGCCAAGCACCACCCCCACCACCGCCCCCACCCCAACAAAGCAGCCGACCACCACCGCCAGCUCGAGAUCCUCCAGGACGCCGACCAGCCUCCCAAGCUCCCCCCUCUGCAUCCCGGAACGGGACUCGUGACGCUCCCCCUCCUCCUCCUCCCCCGGCCCGUGUGCAAAGUGGUAGCUCUCAAAAUUCUCACGAGAGCCGAGGGAGACCCCCACCACCCGUCUCUUCCAGUCGCCAACUCUCAUCACAUCCACCUCCACCUCCACCUGUGCGCAAUGGACACACGUCUGUCCCUAAGGCUUACGCUGAUGAGUUUGAGUCCAAGUACUCCUUCCAUCCUGUUGAGGAUCUGCCACCCCCUGAAGAGUACAGACAGUUCACAAAAAUAUAUCCCAGUAAAAGCAAUAAAGCCAUGAUACGAGGAGCUCCCCCUGCACCACCUGUUGGGAGAUGAUCUGUACUCAAAGAGGAAAACGGCUAAACCUUUUGAAUCUAGUUAUAUACACACACACACACACACACACACACACACACAAACAAACAC
Messenger RNA from Pangasianodon hypophthalmus (striped catfish), 2004 nucleotides. RefSeq names its product WAS/WASL interacting protein family, member 2a (gene wipf2a). The transcript has 8 exons. NCBI's taxonomy places the organism in Eukaryota, Metazoa, Chordata, Actinopteri, Siluriformes, Pangasiidae. The record is from RefSeq and is a predicted model, not a curated record. Gene Ontology annotation, molecular function: actin binding. The coding region runs from base 646 to 1914 and encodes 422 amino acids.